CCGCUGCCCCUUCCCCUCCCUCGAGGGGAUCCGCUGCAUGGGGCCGGGCGGGCGGCCCUGCUGCGCCGAGCGGCGGCGACGACGGCGGACCCCCCAGGCGGGUUGGGGCUGAACCCGGGGCCGGGGCGGGGGCUCCGGGGGUACCAUGCCCGGAGGCCGGCCGGCCGCAGCAUGGCUCACGGGCCCGGCGCGCUGAUGCUCAAGUGCGUGGUGGUCGGCGACGGGGCGGUGGGCAAGACGUGCCUGCUCAUGAGCUAUGCCAACGACGCCUUCCCAGAGGAGUACGUGCCCACCGUCUUUGACCACUACGCAGUCAGCGUCACCGUGGGGGGCAAGCAGUACCUCCUGGGACUCUAUGACACAGCUGGACAGGAAGACUAUGAUCGUCUGAGGCCUUUAUCUUACCCCAUGACUGAUGUCUUCCUCAUAUGCUUCUCUGUGGUAAAUCCAGCCUCAUUUCAAAACGUGAAAGAGGAAUGGGUACCAGAACUUAAGGAAUAUGCACCAAAUGUACCCUUUUUAUUAAUAGGAACUCAGAUUGAUCUCCGAGAUGACCCCAAAACUUUAGCAAGACUGAAUGAUAUGAAAGAAAAACCUAUAUGUGUGGAACAAGGACAGAAACUAGCAAAAGAGGUAAUGGAACACUUGCAGAAUUUAAAGAUAGGCGCAUGCUGCUAUGUGGAAUGUUCAGCUUUAACCCAGAAGGGAUUGAAGACUGUUUUUGAUGAGGCUAUCAUAGCCAUUUUAACUCCAAAGAAACACACAGUUAAAAAAAGAAUAGGAUCGAGAUGUAUAAACUGUUGUUUGAUUACGUGAGAAACAUCUUCAGUGGCCAAGGAAACUGUUCAUUUGUCUCAGAAAGCAUUUGAAAUGCAACAAUGCCCAGACCUCUUUAAUGAAGCAGUUUGAAACUUGAAAGGUAGGAAGGAACCUUUCCUCAGAAUUCUACAAAAUUCAUUAAGAAUGUUUCUUAAAAGUCUGAGAAGCAGCCAACAGCGUCUGAAGCCACAAUCUAUUAUAAAUACUUUAUUUCAACUAGAAGGUACAAUCUCUCAGGGGUUUCAUAGUUUAAAAAGCUACAAUCACAUCAUGUUGAAACAACAUUAAAAAAAAAAAAAAAAACCAGUGCUGUAAAUGGAACUGCUUGGCUUUGACCAUAUACAUUUCUGCACAGCCCGUAUGGAAUCUGCACAAAGAAGUAUCUUCUCCCUUUGCUCCUCUUAAUUGGUCUUGUAUGUAAGUUGCUUUCUAUUCCAGUAUAUCCAGAGUGGCGAAAUAACCAGGCCAGCCACAUAGCCAAAGGUCGCUCCAAGUGUACAGGAGAUGGGCCACACCUGAGGAGAGAAUGUAUGAGAUCAAAACAAAUGUUUUAUUACUUGAGCACAACUUAAGUGUAACCUAAAUAUUUCCGUAGUAAAGCUUAAUAUGCUUUCUUAAAGAAUGCCAAAAGUUUAAUAGUCAUAACUGCAUUUAUCAUGAACACUAAAAAUGUACACAUUUUAGUUAAUGUGCAUUAAACUGUAACAAGGCUUCUGGCAAUUGUAGAUUUAGUUUGAUGCUCUCCAAACUGCAUGAGUUACAUGCUCAAAUUACAAAUUUGGGUCAGAGUUUGCCACGAUCCUGGACUCAAUUUAGCUCUCUGAACUACUUGGCCAUUUUUUAAUUGCCACAUUGGCUGUGUACAUCAAACAAAACAAGUAUGAAUGCUGAGCAGAUCUUAGGAAGCUUUAUUUAAAUUGUGCCAGAAAAUACCUAGAAUCUAGGCAUGUCACAUGGAAUUAUAAAAUGGAUGACCACUUUCAGAUGUAGGCCCUUUUACCAUAGUGGAGUUAAUAGAACCACAACUUAGUACACCUAGAGUUAAGUGACACCUAAGCAGAACAUUGCUGGCUUCCCAUUUCUCCAGGCAUAUCACAUUUUACACUAUUAACAAACUUAUAUAAGUAAAUAAUGGUGAUUCAUUUAACCCACAAAAAAUAUAAGUAGGUCUCAAGGUGAAAAACUCUUCUUGAAAAAAAUCUUGGAAACAAAUUUUAAUGUUCGUUUGUAAAGCUUAUUUGGUAUACUGGAGCCAUUUUGAUUCUUCCUCCGGGAAACAGGCCAUCAGAGUGUGUUAGAAGCAAACCAGUUAUUAAAAUGGCUCUGUUACCUCAUCUGGCUCCUUUGGUCUGCUAUGGAUCUGCCUUACUCCAAAUGCCAUGCUGUAGACAAUAGUGUUUAAACAGCUUCCAUGUGAACCACCUAAUGCAGUUUAGAGAAGCAGAAUCUAAUCCGUAAUUUGUUUCUAGCCUUUCUUACAUUUAAAUUUGCUGUUGCCUAAACUACAACUUGGUCUUUGCCGAGCUUCUGUUAAUUUCCAUGAUUUGUGCUUACAGCUUUGUCUAUUAACAGGCACAGAUUGGAUAAUGAAACACUAUACAUUUAUACUUGAAAAUGACAGCCUUAAAUGUUCAUAUCCAUCACAAAUCUCGGAUGUCCUGUCUUGCAUGUGAGCUUCGUAGAUGUUUUUAAAACAUAAGCACCAUCUUCCCCCGUUGACAGUGAAGUCUACUACUGGACUAGAGCUUUCUCUCAGAAGGAUGUUUGAUGUCUUCUCUCAAGCAGUGGUGGUUCACAUUAAGUAUCAUGGCCUUAUGUAUACGCAAAUAGAAUCUCUGUAACUUUCUCAUUUAGUUUUGGUCUCUUUUUAGAUAGAAUUGGAAGGAAUUGUAUAAUCAGUUAACAUAUCAGCUAAGUUGUCCAACCCAUGGUAUAAAGGAAUUAAGACAGUAAAGUGUUAUUCAUUUCCAAGUUGCCUUUGGAGAUUUGAUGGGGGAUUUUUUUCAAAUUUACAUCUGUGAAACACUUGACACAGUUUAUUAGGCAAUGAAAGUUAAAAUUAAGACUUUUCCUGCUCUAAGAGAAAUGGAUUAGGAAUCUGGAAACAUAAGUUGGUAUCACCUCUGUCUCCUGACUGGGCCUCAGCUUCCUCAUGUAAUCAUGGGAGAUGCGUCCCAGUGUCCCUCCCAGCUAUGAGGUCUUCCCUCUCUCUUCUGACCUACAGUAGUUGUAGUUGGACGCCGUCUUUUCAGCCUCGCCUUUUCCAGAUGGUAAGACUCAUGUAUAUAGAAUAUUAGAACUCUAAACAAAGACGAUUGUAUCAUCUGAACCUGAGGUGCCUUAGGUACUCUAUUGACCUUGAUGGGGUUUGGAGUUUCCCAUUGCCUGUUAACAGCUCUUUCAUUGUAUUGGUUAUCUAGUAGUUCUUUUUGCAAAAUCUUCUCUACCACUUUAACCAAAAACCAAAGAUUUGUUUUCUAUUUGUGAGCAGACUGUAGAAAAACUACCUUAUUUUCAGAACCAUAUCUUCAUUAAAGGCUUAGGUUACAACAGAAAUUCAGACAAAUCUCUGGAAUAACUCUUGCAAACUAGUGAAAUAUCUGGGUAAGAAAAUGCUUCUCAAAAAUAUUAACAUAAAUUGUGCUAGUGGAUGCCAAUACACUGCUUUAAAUAAGGUCAUGUAUGUAAGAAUUAGUGUUUGCAUAGAGAAUUUGUUCUAAAGUCCUUAAAAAUAAUUUUAGGGGCUUCUUGAAAUCUUACUUAGCACUUUGCUAACUUAUACCCUUAUUCUAUCCUUACAGGUACAUUUUAGCUUACUCAUGAUGAAUUAUCGUAUUUUCAAUAAGUAGAGCUUGAGUUAUGAAUUAUCUUCGUUACUUUAGAUACUGCUCCCAUUUGAUUUUUAAUUAUUGAUUUUAAAUACCAAAUUAAAUACUGGUUUGUUGGUUGUUGCUUUUUAAAUGAUUGUUAUUUUAACAGUGUCCCUUCUUAUUACAUGGGGUCAUAAAUAAAAUGAAAUGCAUAGUUUAC
Molecule: messenger RNA, 3849 nt
Organism: Nannospalax galili (Upper Galilee mountains blind mole rat)
Lineage: Eukaryota; Metazoa; Chordata; Mammalia; Rodentia; Spalacidae
Gene: Rhoq
Product: ras homolog family member Q
Exons: 5
Coding region: 172-816 (214 amino acids)
Biological process (GO): cortical actin cytoskeleton organization; small GTPase-mediated signal transduction
Molecular function (GO): GTP binding; GTPase activity
Source: RefSeq, a predicted model, not a curated record